Messenger RNA from Postia placenta MAD-698-R-SB12, 2784 nucleotides. RefSeq lists its product as hypothetical. Lineage: Eukaryota; Fungi; Basidiomycota; Agaricomycetes; Polyporales; Adustoporiaceae. The coding region runs from base 1 to 2784 and encodes 927 amino acids. The transcript is spliced from 10 exons. Gene Ontology annotation, molecular function: hydrolase activity. The record is from RefSeq and is a predicted model, not a curated record.
AUGCCUUUGAACUCCCUCGUCGGCCAGGCUGGCCUUAAGCUUGGCCCUUUGGUACUGGAGACACUCUUCAAGCAUUACCUCGAGCGCAUUCAGAAAGAGCGCGGCGAUGGCGUCACGGAUUUGAGCCAGACUGAACUACUUUAUGACGAGGCUUUCCACAUAAUCAAGGUGAGCCUUGAUUUCAAGCUUGACAGGCAUACAAUCGAGGAGCUGCAAGAAUUCUCCAACACGCGUACUCCAACUCCACCGUGGACCCACAUUGUACGACUUCUCGUCCCGAUAUCAUGCUGUGAUGACGCAGCAACAUACCUCAUUCAAGCUCUCGGCGGUGAAGAAGUAACGAAACGCGUUGUGGGAGGCACAAAGUGGUGGCAGGUUCGUGGCAUCACAGGGGUUGACGCAGAGUGGCUCGCUGCCAAGAAAGAUUGGCAAGAGGCAAAGCGAAGGCAUAAGGCUCAUCUGAAGAAGUCCGGCGAUAAGGAUAGCAACAUAGGGCAUCCAGAGGGGCUCGAACAAGCACCGCAAGCGAUCUAUGAGCCAGAGAUGGACAAGAUGCCUUGUAUACUCUUUGCACAUGGAGGCGGUUACUACUUCGGUAGCAUUGAUCAGGAGCGGUACAGCAUCGAGCGGUAUGCUCGGAAGAUCAACGGAAGAGUAUUCGCCAUUAACUAUCGGCUCGCACCACAGUAUCCGUUCCCCUGUGCCUUACAUGAUUGUCUCUCUGCAUACCUGUUCCUUAUUCGGCCACCCGAGGGUGCGUUGCACAGACCAGUUGAUCCUGCGAAGAUCGUAGUUGCAGGUGACUCGGCGGGGGGCGGACUCUGUCUUGCGCUCCUGCAGGUCAUUCGCGAUACUGGACUUCCGAUGCCUGCUGGUGGUGUACUCAUUUCGCCGUGGUGCGAUCUCACUCACUCGUUUCCCAGCGUACAUGUCAAUAGUGCCACGGUAUGUGCGGAGCAUGGCGAUGUACUUCCUCCUUACGGUCUCUCUUUCCAUAAACCGAGCAUGCUUUGGCCACCGCCUCCGGAUGAGGUCACUACACAGGUGCAAAACAGUAUCCGAAGCCGCGUGCGAGAGGCCUUUCGGACCGUAAGUCACGAAGCUGGCGGGCCCGCCCAUGCUGCCAAGGAAAUCGAAGAACAUGCCCCGCCAUCUGGGGUCGAGCAUCAAUUCGUCGUGGGGCCAACCGGCCAGACGCUGCACCUGGGAUCGACGGCGUCAUUGCCGACGCCUUCGAAUGUCAUACGGGACCAGACUAUUACUCUACGCACGGCGUCGGAGGAAGUGAUGAAGAUUGAUCGGCAAAUCCAGAUGUAUGCGCCGAAUUACCUGUUGACGCAUCCACUGGUCAGCUCGGCGGUGUCCUACCUGGGUGGGCUGCCGCCGCUUUUGGUAAUUGCGAGCGACAAGGAGGUCCUCAGAGAUGAGAUCAUCUACAUUGCUCACAAGGCCGCGCAUCCCGAUAAGCACCAUGUAAAGGACGAGGCCCGUAAGCUAUAUCCAUUACUAGAAGGGAUCGAGAGCCGCUUUGGUCCUACCAAAGUCCAUUUACAGGUAUGGGACGAUGCCGCGCAUACACUACCUACUCUCUUCUCGUUCACAACGCCCGCGAAGUAUUGCUAUCGAGCUAUCGCGACAUUUUGCAAGUAUGCCACUGGGGUGUUGCCCCCACCAUCCUCCUCGUAUCAGCUCGGUGACGCUAUAUCAAUCAACGCGUCCCCCUCGGAGUCGCCGAACCCGUCCGGCGUGUCAGCGCUCACCGAGCAUGCACUCGGAAGUUUUUCUACCUCGAUGCCACACAGCCACUCGUCGUCCACGCUCGAUAGCAGACCCCGGAUGACUCGUCCGAAUACGUCGAGUGGCAGUUCCCGUGGCGCGAGCCGAUCGAAGCGGUCGAUGCGAAGGGCCGUGAGCGUGAGCGCGAUACGUGCCGGGUCGCUCUUCCACCGCGGUCGUGGGGAAUCGACUCAGGAUCCAGGGGCUCCCCUGCGCGAGACGUCGGACAUGAGUGACGUCGCCGGCCCACGCUUUGGUGACACCUCCACGGGACGCGAAGAGGGCGUCCGUAAAGCAGGAGAGCCAUCUGUUUACGAUAACGGCUUGGACGAGAUGAUACGCGAAAGAGUCACCACGAAAGGGGUCGUUCGACCACUGGAGCCGGAGGAAGAACUGGUAGCACUGCAGUUUUCUGAGGAGCUCAUCGGCGAAAUAUCCGAGCUCGUAGUGCGGCGGUACUUUGACGGACGCGCGAAGUUCGACAAGAAAUUUGCGAAAGUCACCAAGUCGAUAGAGAAGGAGAGGCGGCGGAAUAUCGACCGAGCGCACAAUGACGCGAUCCGCAAAAUGGCGCACCUCCAAGCGCAUCCGUAUUCAGAAGAGCAGGAUGCGGACGGCGGGAAGGGUAAGGAGCGCACCCCAAAGGGUAUCCAGGACGGCCUGAUCAACGCGGGCAGCUGGCCCUGGGGGUGGGCACUUGAAGAGGACGAGGCACCUCCGCCGAGCAGCAUCGUCGCGCGUAGAGAUACGGACGAAGCGCGUAGAUUGGCCCGAAUCGCUGAUCAGGCCUUCCUCGUGGAUGAGAACGCGCUGAGCGGCAACAAUCUCUGGUCAGUCAUAGUAGAGUUCCUGACCAAAUCACCAGACAAGUCCAAACACGGGCACAAGAGUGGCGGUCAUGCGCACGAGGCUGUGAGCGCGGAUCAGACGGACAGUACAGAUUUGAAACGGGGGUCGCGGUUUGCACGGUUCCUGACAGAGCGCAGGCCACAUGCAAACAAGGAUUAG